CAGGUCUCGGGCCCUCAGGCGGAGCGGCUGGCGCCGGACCCCCAGGUGGAGCGACAGGUCUCGGGCCCUCAGGCGGAGCGGCGGGCGCCGGACCCCCAGGCGGAGCGACAGGUCUCGGGCCUUCAGGCGGAGCGGCGGGCGCCGGACCCCCAGGCGGAGCGACAGGUCUCGGGCCCUCAGGCGGAGCGGCGGCGCGCCGGACCCCCAGGAGGAGCGACAGGUCUCGGGCCCUCAGGCGGAGCGGCGAGCGCCGGACCCCCAGAUGGAGCGACAGGUCUCGGGCCCUCAGGCGGAGCGGCGGGCGCCGGACCCCCAGGUGGAGCGACAGGUCUCGGGCCCUCAGGCGGAGCGGCGGGCGCCGGACCCCCAGGGAGGAGCGACAGGUCUCGGGCCCUCAAGCGGAGUGGCAGGUGCCGGACCCCCAGGCGGAGCGACAGGUCUCGGGCCCUCAGG
Molecule: messenger RNA, 453 nt
Organism: Staurois parvus
Lineage: Eukaryota; Metazoa; Chordata; Amphibia; Anura; Ranidae
Source: the annotation of a GenBank genome assembly